UUUGAUGAACUAUUUUUUAAUGCAGUUCCUUUACUGAAAGCGUAAUAAAUAAUGUCGUCAUCUGAAUAUAUUUGUAAAUAUGUUUUUAUUUUGAUUUAUGUUUUGCAUCAAAUUUUGAUUACACACAAUACUGCUUGCACCUGACUUAACGGACGAUAUUCCAUUCGAGUAUGCGUCAUUCUGGUAAAGAUAACAGGUAGUCAGAGGUAGGCGCUGAACAAUUAAAUGCGGGAACUUCAUUCCUCACGUUCGGGUAUUUAAUUGAAGCAGCACUGCACUUUCACAUCUACAAUUCAUCCCGUGCCUUCUUAUUGUUGUAUAGGCGACUAUCGUUUCUUUUCCCUCCAUUUCCGGGUACUGUAUUUGAAUUUAGUUGAGAGAUGCUUUCAUUGAAGCUUUUAUACAACAGUCCUUUGGCGACAUUACUUACUGGAUGGAAGAAGAAGAAGAAAGGAGUCGUGGUUCGUGCACUCGAUGAUCCAGACUUAGAAAAAGAUCCAUUAAGAGCAGAAUACGUAAAAUCUAUUCCGGAAGCUCAGCUUUAUAGGGGAGUACUGCUGCAACGCUAUUUAAUUCCAACCGACUUACUGGAAGGACUGGACGAUAUGUCAAUAAGGAAAGAUGAUGUGUUCAUCAUAACAUAUCCCAAAUCAGGUACGACGUGGACUGAGGAGAUUGUAUCUCUCAUUUACAAAGGGGGUGACGUAAGCAAGGUGGAAAAAGAAUUGCUUUUCAAUCGUGUCCAUCAUCUGGAGGUAGGACGACCGAUUGGUCAUCUUCGUUUCCUUCAGAAGCUGCGAUCGCCUCGGCUCAUGGCUACCCAUUUGCCUCUUCCAUUACUACCUCGACAGCUACAACGAAAGCCCAAAUGCAAGAUAAUAUAUGUGAUGCGUAACCCUAAAGAUACUGCAGUUUCAUUCUACCAUCACCACAAAAUGAGUAAUUUUCUUGGGAAUUCCACAGCUACCUGGGAUCAGUUUUUCGCUUACUUCGUGUCUGGAAACGUGGUAUACGGAUCAUGGUUUGAUCACGUGCUACCGUACUGGGAGUUCUGCAAGCACUAUCCGAAUAAUGUUUUCUUCAUAGCAUACGAAGAACUAAAACUCGACCUCAAAGGCAUGGUUCAUAGACUUUGUGAGUUUCUGGAACAAUCCUUAGAAGACGAGGUUAUAGAUGCCAUUGUCGAACACUGCACGUUCGAAAGAAUGAAGACAAACAACAUGGUUAACAGAGAAGUUGUGCCCAUUCCAGAUCUUUUUGACAUGUCCAAGUCAAAAUUUAUGAGAAAAGGUAUAAUUGGCGACUGGAAGAAUUACUUCACAAAAGAGCAGUCUGAAGCUUUCAACCAAAUGUGCCACAGUCGUAUGUCUGACAGUGACUUACCACUUGUCUUUGAGCCAGAAGAAGCGGCAGAGCUGCUCAUAAAUGAAGGAAGAAUUAUUUUCAACCAUCCACAGAGAAGUACAGAUGUAAACAAUGAAAAUAUAAUUCAAAGUGAUGAUGAAGACCAUGAUGAAGAAAUUGAACUGCAUUAUUCCCAAUAUGAACCUCGCUAUCCUGACAGAUCUUCGUGGCUGCCAUCUGUUCAUUUGCAUGUUUUACCUGAUCCUCUAACUCUAGAUGCAGUUGGAUGACAUAUUUUGCAGGAAAGAAAACUUUUCUUUCAUACAAUAUAUACAUAUAUAUAAAUGCAUUUUAGAAAACAAAAACCAUUUUUUAAGCUAAUAGAAUUUAGUUUUGAGAAGCAAACUCUUUCUACAUCAGGUAUUCAAGAAACAUUACUACAAGCUGUGUAUCCUUAAAUAUUGAAACCUAGAUAAUUAAACUCUUUCUAUCUGGAUAACUAAGGGGGAACCUAUGUUCCAAUAAAAUAUUUAGCAAUUGAAAAA
Molecule: messenger RNA, 1889 nt
Organism: Stegodyphus dumicola
Lineage: Eukaryota; Metazoa; Arthropoda; Arachnida; Araneae; Eresidae
Product: sulfotransferase 1B1-like
Molecular function (GO): sulfotransferase activity
Source: RefSeq, a predicted model, not a curated record